Aquila chrysaetos chrysaetos is the source of this 1873-nucleotide messenger RNA. It is a transcript of the gene MTRF1, whose product is annotated as mitochondrial translation release factor 1. The transcript is spliced from 10 exons. Gene Ontology annotation, biological process: translational termination. Gene Ontology annotation, molecular function: translation release factor activity. Lineage: Eukaryota; Metazoa; Chordata; Aves; Accipitriformes; Accipitridae. The record is from RefSeq and is a predicted model, not a curated record. Bases 406 to 1773 code for a protein of 455 amino acids.
UUCUCCCAAAGUGGUGCUGAAGUCAGAGUGUGUUACUGUGCAGCUGUGAGGAAGAUGCCCGAAAAUUAAGACCUAUUUUUAAGGUCGCAUUCCCCAUUUUUUUAUUUCGGCGCUUGCGUGUCACAAAGUAAAGCAAAGUCAGCCUUUACUGAUAGCAUUGCUCGAGCGAUGCUCGCAGACCUGUGGUGACGGUACCCCCACGCCUCUGCAGGCUGGCUGUGCGGCGGGGGGCUGGCUGGCCACGCGGGCCUGUGCCGAAGCAUGCCGGGAGUCGUGUUUUUUAGCAGGCAUUCUGGGACUGGGAGUUUUUCCGCUCUACUUCCCGUCGGCCACGGCCUCGUGUUUUGAGGCAGGAUCCGUCCGGCGCCGACGUGUGCGGACGGUGGUGGGAAAAAAAGAAACAAAAUGAAACCUUUCCAAAGUGUCUGUCUUUUCAAGAGCCUGCUUGCCAAUUGCUACUGUCACGGUCAACUUCACAGCUGUCUUCUCCCUCCUGUUGCAAAGAAGAUAGGUUAUGUGGUGGGACUACACAACUGGGAAUUUUGGAGGCCAAAAUCUUUAUUUGGCACAGCAAGGUUCACUCUGUCUUUUAAAAAUUGGCAUAGGAAAAAACAUCAGGAUUCUCGAGCAUUGUGGAAGCAUGAGGCUGUGCAGAAGUAUCUGGAGACUCUAAGCAAGGAGUACCAGCAAGUUAGUCAUCUGUUAAAUGCUGACUCAAUAAAUGACUUUGAGCAAAGAACCCUGAGGAGAAGAUGUGCCGAUCUGUCCCCCAUUGCAGCUGCAUUUCAAGAAAUCAAAGAGGCUGAAAGAGAAGUUCAGGAGUUAGAAGCUAUGUGCAGAGAGCUAGACAGCAGAGAUGAGAAACAACUUCUAGAACUUGCCUUAGAAGAGAAGGAAACCCUGGAUAAACAAAUCAACAUGUUGUGCAGAAAGCUUUUCCAGCUUCUAGUGCCAAAGGAAAAAUAUGAUAGAAGUCAUGUCGUAUUAGAAGUGACAGCUGGCAGAACAACUGGAGGAGACAUCUGCCAACAGUUCACUAAAGAAAUGUUUGAGAUGUACCAGAACUAUGCAGACUAUAAACAUUGGACCUUUGACAUCGUGAACUAUACGCCGGCUGAGAUAGGUGGGUUGCAUCAUGCUGCUGCUCAUAUUUCAGGAGAUGAUGUCUACAGGCAUCUGAAAUAUGAAGGAGGGACUCAUCGAGUCCAGCGAAUCCCUGAGACGGGCCUAUCAUCAAGAAUGCAGCGUAUUCACACUGGGACAAUGUCAGUUAUUGUCCUCCCUCAGCCAGAGGAGGUUGAUGUUAAAGUGGAUCCCAAAGAUUUGCGUAUAGAUACAUUCAGGGCCAAAGGAGCAGGCGGGCAACAUGUUAACAAAACUGAUAGUGCUGUGAGAAUUGUCCACCUUCCCACAGGACUGGCGGUUGAGUGCCAGCAGGAGCGAUCACAGCAGAUGAACAAGGAAAUAGCCCUGCGGACACUGAGAGCUAAGCUGUACCAGCAGAUCAUUGAAAAACAGCUAAGUCAAGAGCAGAGUGCCAGAAAACUGCAGUUGGGAACAAGAGCCCAGUCAGAGAGAAUUCGUACUUACAACUUCACCCAGGACAGAGUCACUGACCACAGGAUCUCAUAUGAUGCACGCAAUAUCAGGGAAAUUCUAAGUGGGAAAGAAGCACUGGAUAAGCUGAUCAACAGACUGCUGGAGUUUGCAGAGAUAGAGGCUGUCACCGAAUAUCUAGAAAAUUUGCAGGCUUUAGAAGGAGGAGGCUGCUGAAGACCUUGUGUAGAGUUAAAGCAAAAAUGUUAUGUUCGGUCACAAAACAAAACAGAUGCAUUUGCUAGAUGAUAGACUGAUUAAAAUCUAUGCCUCUGUU